This is a messenger RNA of Chlamydomonas reinhardtii, 4716 nucleotides long. RefSeq lists its product as uncharacterized. The record is from RefSeq and is a predicted model, not a curated record. Gene Ontology annotation, biological process: activation of GTPase activity. NCBI's taxonomy places the organism in Eukaryota, Viridiplantae, Chlorophyta, Chlorophyceae, Chlamydomonadales, Chlamydomonadaceae. Bases 236 to 3658 code for a protein of 1140 amino acids. The transcript is spliced from 15 exons. Gene Ontology annotation, molecular function: GTPase activator activity.
GGAAAAAUGCAGAAUCAACGAAUUUCAUGAAAUUCUAAGAGGAUUAAGUCAGAAACUGGCUUGUAUCAGGGCUGGCGUUUUGACGGACGUUUCCCUGGUUUUGUGAAUGCCACGCGCUUGCGCCUGCCGGUUCCAGUAGAAGGAUUGAUGCUGUCAGGGAUUGGAGCGCUCGUUAUAACUCUCUCUUGAAGCGAGCGCGGGACCCACGCCAGACCCGGAAGCCCUAGACAAAGCAAUGCGCGUGCCGCUUGUUGAGGACCACUUUGUCGACACGCAGCCUUCGGGCACGAUGCUGAAGGUCGAGGAGGGCCAAGCCUGCGGCGUCUUGUGUGCCGCGGACGACGAGCUCGCCGGCCCUGCCAGGCGCGGGGCAGAGAGCUCUUCAGGCGCCACGCCUGGCCAGACCAGGGCCACCGCAGCUUCCCACGAACCCGCUGCCUCCACCACACCUUUCGCCACCUCGGCUCCAAACGGCGCGGCCGCCAACGGUAACGGUAACGGUGACACGUCCGUGUACGACGAAUAUGAUGAGAUCGACGCGUACGGCGACAAUGAGGACGGAGAUGCGGCGGCGGGGGCGCUCGGCAGCGGCAGCGACGGCGACACAUUCUCCGAGCUUUCGGAUCCGGGGGGAACCGAGGUGGUGUAUGUGCGCGAGGGCGUGGCGGUGUGGCCCGGCCCCCGCGCCCCCCGCAUCCCCGGCCGCCUGUCGCUGGUGAAGCAGGCGGGGGUGCUGUUCCUGGCCUGGCUGCCGUACAGCCGCGGCUGCCUGCAGCAGGACGGCAGCUUCAGGGUGGUGCCGGCAGCGGCAGGCCGCCCUGCCGGCAAGGCUGCAGCUGCGGCGCCCGUCGCAAAGCCGCAGCGGGCCGAGUCGGCGCCGGCUGCGGCUGCGGCGGCGGCGGCGCGCAGCGGCUCCGACGCGGCAGCUGCUGGUGGCAUGAGGGCCGGCGGCGGGGCGGCGUCUCUGGCCAGUGCCGGCAGUGCUGGUGCUGCUUUCGCCGCUGCCGCGUCAGACCGCACGCAGUACGCGGUGCACCCCAUUGCGCUGAGCGAGGUGCGCUGCCUGCGGCGCCACAGCCCGCCGCUGGGCCUGGGCUGGGGCUGUCCCAGCCUGACGGUGGUGCUGGCCAGCGGCGUCACGUUGCCGCCGCUGCACUUCACACGCGGCGGCAUCAAGGCGCUCAUCACCACUCUGAAGCAGCACAUCUACUUGCAGCGGGCGGCUGGCGACCCGUCCGCCUACCUGGUGAAUGACACAACCGACCCGCUGGCGCGCUCGCUGUCGGCGCUGGCGCUGGCGGACGUGCUGAUCGGCGGGCCGCCACACGGCGCCUCCGCCACCUUCCAGCCCGGACAGGGCGUGGUGGCGGCCGCGGCGGCGGCCGCGGUCGCCGGGGACCCCAGCAGCUUCGUGGACGGGGUGGUGGGAUUGGAAGCGGCAGGCCGCGGCGCCGCCGCCGCCGCCUCCGGCGGCGGCGUGGGCCUGGCGGCUGCAGCCGCAGCUGCGGGGAGCAGGACGGGCGUGUCGGGGGCGGGGGCAGGGGCGGGGGCGGGGGGGCCUCAGGGUGAGCCGCCACGGCCGGGUCCGGGCACCGAGGGCCACUUCCUGGGCCCGGGUACGGGUCUGCGCCUGGGCUCGGGCCAGGCUGUGUCUUGGUCCUGGGCCGACGCCCCCACCAGCAACAGCACCGGCGCUACUGCUAUUGCUGGUGCUACCGCUGGCGCGGGUGCGGGUGCGGGUGCUGGUGCGGGUGCUGGUGCGGGCGGCAUGCGCAUGGGUGGUGGCGGCGGCAGCGGCGCGGGGCUGGCGCCGGGCCGCAGCGGCAGCAGCAGCUGCCCGCCGGUGGCGGAGGAGGAAGACGGCUACGCGGUCGCGCGCGUGGCGUCGGAGGACGCCGAGGCGGGGCCCCCGGCCAGCGGCCACGGCGGCAACAACGACGGCGAUGAUGCAGGCGAAGACGCCGAUGACGAUGAAGACGGGUACGGCCCGUGGGGCAGUGGCGGCGGCGGCGGGGCCGGCGGCGGCGGCGGGCAGUGGGCGUUUGGCAUCGUGAGCGCCAUCAACCGCUUCGUACAGAACGUGCGGGGUACGGCAAGCAGCUGGAUGAGCGCGCUGGACGAGUUUGAUGACGUGGACUCAGACCUGUACGGCGGCAGCGGCAGCGGUUUCCGUACAGCGUACGACAACGGCGGCAGCCAGGGCCCUCUGGAGCAGGGGCAGGAGGAGUGGGGUGAGGCGUCGGCGUCGGCGGCCCAAGGGUGGCGCACCCAGCGCGGCGGCAGCGGCGCUGGGAGUGGGAAGGGGCACCACAGCAGCACCGCGGGCUGUGGCGGGAGUUAUGGCAACGGGGCGGGCACUAGUGGCAACGGGUCAGGGCCGGCGGCGGCAGUAGCACGCCGCUGUAGCUCGGACAUGGGGCGUGCAGGCAGCGCCGCCAGCGCCAGUGGCGGCGCGUGGGGCGCGGCCAUUGGGCUGGGCGAGCUGGCGGCCCUUGGGCUACCGCCCGGGCCCUUGGACGGCGCCGGCCCUUCGUCUACGAAGGGCGGCGGAGCCGCCGCAGGCCCUUCAUCUACCCGCGGCGGCGGCGGCGGCGCUGCAAAUGGUCGCGGCGGCGGUGGCGAGGUGGCUACUGAGGUGGGCGAGUUUGAGCUGUUGGACGACGGCGGCUGUUACGGCGAGGCGGCGGCGCACCCCGCGGGCCGGCGGCGGGUGCGGCCGCCGCCGCUGUCCGCAGAGGAGUGGGCGUCCAUGUUCGAUGCGGAGGGCCGGCUGGUGUCGGAGGCGGCCAUGCGCGACCGGGUGGCUGCCAGCGGCUGUGAGCCGAGUCUGCGGCGGGAGGUGUGGAAAUGGCUGCUGGGCAUGUACCCUCGCGGCAGCACGGCGGCACAGCGCGCGGCGCUGACGCAGAAGUGGGCGGCCGACUACCUCGGGCUGCGGGCGCAGUGGCAGAGCCGCACGCCGGCGCAGGAGGCGCGCUGUGCCGCCUGGCGCGGCGCCCGCAGCGCAGUGGACAAGGACGUGCGCCGCACCGACCGCCGCCACCCCUUCUUCGCGCGGGAGGGCGGCGCCGGGCUGCGCGCGCUGCGGGCGGUGCUGCUGAGCCACGUGACGUACGACGCCGACCUGGGCUACUGCCAGGGCAUGUCGGACCUGGCCUCGCCGCUGCUGGUGGUUAUGCGGGACGAGGCGGAGGCCUUCUGGGCGCUGGCAGCGCUCAUGGAGCGGCACGGCCCCUGCUUCGCCGCCGACCUGGCGGGCAUGAGCGGGCAGCUGGCGGCGCUGCGGCAGCUGGUGCAGCUGUUGGACCCGCCUCUGCACGCCGCCCUGGAGGCCCGCGAUUGCCUGUCCUACUACUUCGCAUUCCGCUGGCUGCUCAUCCACUUCAAGCGCGAAUUCAAGUUUGACGACGUGUUGAGUCUGUGGGAGUCGUGCUGGGCCUGUCGCCGCACCCGCCACCUGCACCUGUACCUGGCGGCCGCGGUGCUCAUACACCACCGCCGCCUCAUCCUGGCCAGCGAUCUGGAUUUCGACGGCAUGUUGCGCUUCUGCAUCGGGCUGGAGGGCAAGAUGGACCUAAGGCCGCUGCUGGACAUUGCGGAGGCGCUGGUGGGGUAUGGGGGCGAGGCCGGCCGGGAGGUGACAGCGGGGCUGCCAUGAGAGGGACGGCGGCAGCAGCAGCGGAGGCGGCCGUGCGCUAAUAGCGCUGUUGACGCUGUUGGCGACCGCAGCAGUUGACGUGUGCCGUCGCCAUCACCACCGCACACGUGUGCGCCAUGUCAAGUGUGAAGACGCACGUGUGACUGUGCGACUUGCGCUGUUGUUGUCGUUGGUGCUUGUUGUGGAUGUACCCAGCCUUGAAGCAGGGAGUGAGGCCGUGGGUGAGGCCCAAGUGUGUGUGUGUGUGUGAGCGAGUUGAUCCUACCGUACGCUGGGUUGUGGCGUGUCCGCCAUUCGGGCGCCUGCCUCAAACCUACUCGUUCAGUUCACGAGUUGCGAUGGCAUCGUAAGAGCGCACCGGCGUAUGGCAAACGCACCUGAGGCCGCAUUGUAAGCCUGCCAUGGCGCGUUUGCGGAGAAAUGAUGGUCUUCUGGCGGCGGUCUGGACUCAGGGCUAUGUGCGCAGGCCUCAGGCACUUCAUUGUGUUGUUAUUUAGCUGAGUUGUUAGCGGAUUGUGCUCCCCUGUUUGUCUCUGGCUUUGGGCCAAUGUGCUGCCCGGGCUUUCCGGCCUGGCGGGCGUGAGCUGUUUUGCCCCCACGAGCGUGUGUGUAUCUGUAGCAGCAGGCGUGUAUCUCGAGGAAGCGUGUCAACGGCUGUCGCGGGCUGCUAGCUUGCAUGACGGAAGAGUGGAAGGUAAACAACAGGUAGCCACAAUGCCACCUGACUUCAAGUCAAAGCUUCGGACCCGCCCGACGAUGAACACCCCGGACGUGUCGCUUGUCAGCGGCACGGGCAGCUGGCAGGAUUGUGCCGGCAUCCACCACGCCCGUUUUCAGGGACACCGCCGCUGUAGGCCCCUGCAUAUCUGAGCGUGUUUUGCGUUAGGUGAAAUCAUAGGGCGUUUGAGCUUUUGAGUUGUGUAAAGAUGGUCUAGGCAUGCAGGUCUGAACGUGCUUGAAGCGGGUUACGCGGUCCAAACGGCGAAGGCACAGCCCAUGCAUGCCGCGCUCAUGAAUGGCAUAUUGUUGCUGCGCACACAGUCACCACGCGAUACAGU